UCCCUGAAGCGGCUCCGAGGGGCGCGUCCCCAGGCGUCGGUGCCGGCUCGGGGACUGGCUGCGCUCUUGAGCGCUCGGGGCCGCAGUGGGAAGGACCCCCGCCUCUCCUGGAAGCCCAAGGCCCGGGUCCACAGCGCCCGCCUUGGACCUGGGACCCGACGGAGCCAACACGCUCAGCCCGGGCCCGCCGCAGGCGGGGCUCUGCCUCGUCUCUGACAUGUCGCCCACUCUCUCCCACAAGGACAACAGUCGGCAGCGGCGGCCAGGGACUUUCAACCACGUUCUGGACAUGAAGAUCGGCCCCCUGCCGCCAGGCAGCUGGGAGGACAGCCACCCGGCCUCAGCGGGCGGGGAGGGGGACCGGGAGGCCCUCCUGAGGGACCCCAACCCCGUGGACUUCCCCAAAGCCCCGCGCGGCUGCCGGGCCGAGCUCAGCAGCAUUCUGCUGCUGCUGUUCCUCUACGUGCUCCAGGGCAUUCCGCUGGGCCUGGCGGGCAGCAUCCCGCUCAUCCUGCAGAGCAAAAACGUCAGCUACACGGACCAGGCCUUCUUCAGCUUCGUCUUUUGGCCCUUCAGUCUCAAGUUGCUCUGGGCCCCGUUGGUGGACGCGGUCUACUUUAAGAACUUCGGUCGGCGCAAAUCCUGGCUGGUCCCUACACAGUAUAUAUUAGGACUCUUCAUGAUCUACUUGUCCACCCAGGUGGACCGUUUGCUCGGGAACACGGACGGUAGGACCCCCGACGUGGUCACUCUCACCGUGACGUUCUUUUUGUUUGAAUUCUUGGCCGCCACUCAGGACAUUGCGGUGGAUGGCUGGGCAUUAACUAUGUUAUCCCGAGAAAACGUGGGCUAUGCUUCCACCUGCAAUUCCGUGGGCCAAACCGCUGGCUACUUUUUGGGCAAUGUUUUGUUUUUGGCCCUUGAAUCAGCCGACUUUUGUAACAAAUAUUUGCGGUUUCAGCCUCAACCAAGGGGAAUUGUUACUCUUUCAGAUUUUCUUUUUUUCUGGGGAACUAUAUUUUUAAUAACAACGACAUUAGUUGCCUUUCUGAAAAAAGAAAACAAAGAAGUAUCGGUAGUAAAAGAAGAAACACAAGGGAUCACAGAUACUUACAAGCUGCUUUUUACAAUUAUAAAAAUGCCAGCAGUUCUGACAUUUUGCCUUCUGAUUCUAACUUCAAAGAUUGGUUUUUCAGCAGCAGAUGCAGUAACUGGACUGAAAUUGGUAGAAGAGGGAGUACCCAAAGAACAUUUAGCUCUACUGGCAGUUCCAAUGGUUCCUUUACAGAUAAUAUUGCCUCUGAUUAUCAGCAAAUAUACUGCAGGUCCACAACCACUAAAUGUAUUUUACAAGGCCAUGCCCUACAGAUUGCUGCUUGGAUUGGAGUAUGCGCUUCUGGUGUGGUGGACUCCUAAAGUAGACCACCAGGGAGGAUUCCCUCUGUAUUACUACGUCAUAGUGCUGCUGAGUUACGCCUUACACCAGAUUACAUUGUACAGCAUGUAUGUUUCUAUAAUGGCUUUCAAUGCAAAGAUUAGUGAUCCACUUAUUGGAGGAACAUACAUGACCCUUUUAAACACUGUGUCCAAUUUGGGAGGAAAUUGGCCCUCUACAGUUGCUCUUUGGUUGGUGGAUCCCCUCACAGUGAAAGAGUGUGUAGGAGCAUCAAAUCAGAAUUGUCGAACACCUGAUGCUGUUGAGCUUUGCAAAAAACUUGGCGGCUCAUGUGUUACAACACUGGAUGGUUAUUAUGUGGAAUCCAUUAUUUGUGUUCUUAUUGGAUUUGGUUGGUGGUUCUUUCUUGGUCCAAAAUUUAAAAAGUUACAGGAUGAAGCACCAUCUUCAUGGAAGUGCAAAAGAGGCAAUUAAUGCACACGCUAUUGGACAUUCUAGAAGGUAACCAUAGUUUAGUUUUAAUUCAGAGAGCUAUGAUAAUCAGUACACAGGAGUAUAAAAUAAUAUUUUAAGCAAGGAAAUUGUUAAUAUAAAAUGCCAAAUGUUGAAAAGUAGUAACUUUAUGUAUGAUCAUUUUUUUUCCUUGUCUUUUCAAUGUAUUUAAAGUUUUCUUAAGGUCAGGAAAUUGGUUCGGAAACAGCUACUCUGGCCUUUUUUAUUUGAUCUAUGUCUUUUUAAUUUACUGACCAAAGCAUGUUUUAAACUGCAUUGCAGUAGUCUUCGGUGGAAACCAUGCAGUCAAGUAUUGUUCUCAGUACCUGUCAUUGAGCUGUAUUUAAAACUGCAGUAUAGCAUAUUAGAUGGAAGAGAACUUGGUAUUCAGGUUUUAACUACAAUUAGUUUGAUUUGUUGGCAGUUAAAGUCUUACUCGGAAUUAUAAAUUGGUUAAGUUUUAUGUGGAAUUUGCUGAGAAUAUAGACUACUGAAACAUUAUUUAAUUUAGUUUUUUUUUUCUUACCAUAUCUACAUUGUUCAAAUGAAUCUGUGUUAAAAAUGACUAUUUUAAAUGUAUUUCCUGCUUUUGUAAGCAUUAAAGAUUUAUAAGAUUAUUCAGACUAUUUUUUAUAAAAUGAAAGCUAUGAUUUUUAAUUUAUUGAUUUCUCCUGUUCCUACCCUGAUUUGGGGGAAAAUAUUUUGAUUCCUUGUUAACUUUUACCCUAAAGAUUAAAUAUUUUUGUUUGUCACAAGUGCUUCAAGGCACACAGACAGCUAAUGAGGGGAUCAAGUUUAGUCUUGUUUGUAUGUUCAUGGCGAAGUUUUGAAAAUAAAAAUUAAAUAUUAUUGUUCCAGUAGUUUUUUUUUUUUUUUUAAUUACCAAGAGGGGGAAAGACAGUAAAACUUUACAAUUAACUGAAAUUUAAAUGAGUAAUAUGUUUUAAAGAGACAGAGACAUUUUGUGCCUUUGACAAAUAAUGUGGUAGGAGAAAGUUGAAUGUUUCUUAAGCACUUUACUAAUAAAAAAUAUCUCAUAAUUACUUUAUGCCAAAUCAGGUACUGUAUUUUCAUUUAUUAAAAUCUUAUUUGUGCACUGUAGUUACCAGUGAAGAGUUGCUAUUCCAGAAGAAUUAAGCUCUAAGUACAUUAGUGAUUUCCAAUCUAUAAUGUGCACCCAGUGAUAAGGUUCUUUGCAUAUUUCGUGUUGGGUUGAUACUCUAACUCUUUAGAAAUUACAAAAUUUCUAUAAAGGUUAGGGCAAAUAGAUUGGGUUAUAAAUCUUAAUACUUUUAUGUUAGUAGGAAAAUAUAUACUAACUCCUGAUUUUGUUAAUUUUAUGACAUAGGUUGAAUUUUAGAAAGGGGUUUUUAUAAGUAAUGGAGGAUAAACUGGGUGGGAUAAAACAGCACACGCUGAAGAAAGAUGGGGCGGUGGCCUCUAGAACGCAUGCAUUGCCAUUGGAAAGCCUAUAUUGGGCAUCACAGUCAGAUCCUGAAGAAUCACCCGGAAAAAUACCCACCCUGGAGGCAAGAAGGCUACACAAAGCCAUGGACUACAGACAGUACUUUGUGACAUGGUUGUCCAUUAUUAUGUAUUAUAAUCAAAAUGUUUACUUAAAUAAAGAAAAAUCCACUAAACUA
Molecule: messenger RNA, 3531 nt
Organism: Marmota flaviventris (yellow-bellied marmot)
Lineage: Eukaryota; Metazoa; Chordata; Mammalia; Rodentia; Sciuridae
Gene: Slc33a1
Product: solute carrier family 33 member 1
Biological process (GO): acetyl-CoA transmembrane transport
Cellular component (GO): membrane
Molecular function (GO): acetyl-CoA transmembrane transporter activity
Source: RefSeq, a predicted model, not a curated record